Messenger RNA from Balearica regulorum gibbericeps (East African grey crowned-crane), 632 nucleotides. NCBI's taxonomy places the organism in Eukaryota, Metazoa, Chordata, Aves, Gruiformes, Gruidae. The record is from RefSeq and is a predicted model, not a curated record.
GGUUCAUCUCCACCCUAACUGUUUCUCGACUCACAUCAGAUGAAGUGAUUCAGAUGCGUAAUGAGCUCUUCACCAAAGAGAAAGAGAGGCAGUUGUCACUUUAUCCACGAAUUGAGAAAAUUGAAGUAAAGUACACUGGGAAAUCGCACCCUGGCAGUGUGUUUGUAAUGAACAAAGCUUUGUCUACUCCGUACAAUUGUGCCAUGCACUUAAGUGAAUGGCACUGCAAGAAAUCUGUUCUAGCUCUUGUGGAUGGUGAAGUCUGGGAUAUGUAUAGACCCUUGACCAAAUCAUGCGAAAUUCAAUUCCUUACUUUCAAAGAUGAAGAUCCAGAGGAAGUAAACAAGGCCUAUUGGCGUUCAUGUGCCAUGAUGAUGGCAUGUGUGUUAAAGCGGGCAUUCAAAGAUGAGUACUCAGUGACUCUGAUUAAAGCUCCAGAAGUGCCAGUGAUCUCUGGAGCUUUCUGUUAUGAUGUAAUUUUGGACAAUAGACUGGAUGACUGGAAACCCACGAACGACAACUUCUCCUCUCUUACAAGGGAUGCCGGAAAGCUAAUUCAUAAAGACCUGCCAUUUGAAACACUGCAUGUUGAAGCAAAAGUAGCACGUGAAAUGUUUCAGCAUAACAGGUAA